GUCCUCAUUCACUCUCUUUGUCCUGGUCUGCAAAUCACCUUGCUAGGUCUCAUCGCAAUGGGCUUCUGUUUCUCGAAGUCACAACCACACCGUGGUCAUGAGCUAGACUUUGGCCAUGUCCCAGUCGGGAAUGCUUCGCACACCAUAGGGCAUACGCAUAGCGGCAGUCAAGCUCCUCUCUUUUUCCCAUCAGACGAGGCUUUGCCCGCAUAUCCGGCUGAAGAAAGAUCGAAGGCUAAUACCAUCCGCCUCGUCCAAGAAGCCAACAAGGAGAACGCUUUCCGACCGCUCCGGCAGAAAGGAUACCAGGCGUACAUGGACGAGAACCCCAAACAGGAUGCUGAAGCCCGGUCUUGCAUAGAAUUCGUUGGUGCAUUUCUCAGGCUUCUAGCGGAAGCAUACGGGUGCGAAAUGAGCUUCUUCUUCACCAGCUGUAGCAACAGCGACGGCGUCUACGUCUCCGAGGCAAAAUUCCAGAAGGCCCAGGCGCUGGAUCAGCUUUUCGAGACAUCGCCUGGGACCAAGCUGCAGCAAAUUAACCUCGUCAUCGAUGAGAAUAAGAAGAAGUCGGCCAUGGAGCGUAUGUCGGAUGACGAAAUGCACAAGCAGCUACUAGACCAUAUUCGCGAGGAGAAGAUCGGGUUCUGGGAAGGUUGGAGAGCCAGAAGUCUGACAAUUGAGCAGCUCCUCACUGUCUACAAGAAAGCUAUCGAGAAAGCGGAAGCUCAGCCGAAACUCCGGAAUAGCAUUCGCUUCACCAUCGAGCGGUCCAUCGCAUUGCAGUCGCGGUUGUCUAACAACAAGACGUCGCAUCCUACCAACAUCAUCUUGCUCGCAGCAUCCCCCCUGGAACCCAAGGAAGUAGAACAGAUCAAAAAGCGUUUGAAAGCCGUCAAAGGAGGUGGUUCCGAGUUUUCCAUCCAGGUAGUUCUCUUCGACGGCAAUCUGUCAAAAGACGUGGCGAGAUUUCAUCGCCAGCUAGACGAGCAACAGUCAGGCGCAAGAGACAUAUACAGUACUAUCUCCUUCAACGAGGCUAAGCUGCUUAGCAAAGGCUUGAGCUCACUUGCCCUGAAGACGAUCUUGAAUGGUCACUCCAAAGAAGUCGCUCGGACGAAGCUCAGCGCGGACCAAAAGUACGGCAUCCACGGGGGCGCCUCACUCAACCUCCCAGCAGUGGCCGAACUACAGAAAGCUCUUGGACUUGAGACAAGCCGUCCCGAGGAACAAACUCUUGUAUUUGGCGAUGUACAGGCGCCCGUAGUCGACUUGAAAGAGGCUGGAGACGGAAAGGUCUAGGGUCAGCUCCUAUCUACCGCUGGUGGGGUCGUUGCGAGCACUAGACAGAUUUU
Colletotrichum godetiae is the source of this 1352-nucleotide messenger RNA. RefSeq lists its product as uncharacterized. The coding region runs from base 58 to 1299 and encodes 413 amino acids. The transcript is spliced from 2 exons. The record is from RefSeq and is a predicted model, not a curated record. Lineage: Eukaryota; Fungi; Ascomycota; Sordariomycetes; Glomerellales; Glomerellaceae.